Lampris incognitus (smalleye Pacific opah) is the source of this 2179-nucleotide messenger RNA. It is a transcript of the gene alkbh1, whose product is annotated as alkB homolog 1, histone H2A dioxygenase. Gene Ontology annotation, molecular function: oxidative RNA demethylase activity; ferrous iron binding; broad specificity oxidative DNA demethylase activity. Bases 5 to 1120 code for a protein of 371 amino acids. Gene Ontology annotation, cellular component: cytoplasm; nucleus. The transcript is spliced from 6 exons. The record is from RefSeq and is a predicted model, not a curated record. Gene Ontology annotation, biological process: oxidative RNA demethylation. NCBI's taxonomy places the organism in Eukaryota, Metazoa, Chordata, Actinopteri, Lampriformes, Lampridae.
CAAAAUGGCGGCGUCCGUGAUGGAGCAUGGCGAGGACGCGUUUCGGAAGUUGUUUAAGUAUUACAAGCAGAGAAACCCUCCCCCUGUUCUCAGCGAUGUGAUCGACUUCUCUAAAGGUGUGCGGAGUGAAAAGGUAGUUGCAGUUAAACUUGACCCUUCUGCAGUGAGUGACGGGAAGGCCAGAAGAGCAGGACUGCAGCCUGUUAGGGACUGGAGAGCCUUUGGCCUCCAAGGCUAUCCAGGGUUCAUCUUCAUCUCCAACCCCUUCCUGCUGGGAUCCCAGGCCUUCUGGGUCAGGCAGUGUCUGAAGACCUACCCUCAGAAACCCAACGUAUGUAACCUGGACAUGCACAUGUCCCCGACUGACACAGAGGACAUCUGGAGCAAGAGUGCACAGUUUCUCAGGAGUCCACCAUCCGGUAAGGGGAAACCAAAGACACUGCUGGAGAAGCUUCGCUGGGUGACCCUGGGCUACCAUUAUAACUGGGAUACCAAAACGUACUCAGCCAAACAUCACAGCCCUUUCCCAGCCAGCCUCCACUCACUCUCCAGCAACAUAGCAGCAGCAUGCGGCUUUCCCAGCUUCAGUCCUGAGGCCGGAAUCCUUAACUACUACCACGCCGAUUCCUCACUAGGAAUCCAUGUGGACGAGUCGGAGCUGGACCACUCACCGCCGCUGAUCUCAUUCAGUUUCGGCUGGUCGGCCAUCUUCCUGCUGGGCGGCACUCGGAGAGAAGACCUGCCGACCGCCAUGUUCAUGCACAGCGGCGACGUGAUGGUCAUGUCAGGCUCCAGCCGCCUCCUCUACCAUGCUGUGCCACGAAUCGUACCAGCGCCUCAAGAAGACCCCUCCCAUCCAGCCUUUGAGACUGACCAAGGGGUUGCCCAGAACUUGCACCAGACAGAGGGCCCCCUUGUGGAGCAAGUGUGUGAGGAGGACUGGGCGGUGUGCUCCAGGUACAUGCAGCGCUCCAGGCUGAACAUGACUGUCCGACAGGUGCUGGGACACGGACAGAGUUUCCCAGAAACAAACCCUCAUGCUAUUAUGCCAAGAGAUGAGCCGGACUUCCUGUCUGGGGAGAGCAGGGGGCAAAAGAGAAGUGAUGCUAUUUACUCUUAGAUCACACCACCAGCAUACUUAAGACUGUCAUGCUUGCAUUAUAAGGAGCUAUGGUGUACUGUAGAUAUUAAACAUUUGUGAAAAUGUAACUUGUUUUUUUCAAAGUCAAAUACACAUUGAAACAAAGUGUGUCAUUUCUCUUCAAAAGACCAAAAACAUGACAAAAUAAACCUCACUUUGCAAACGGAGACCACCAGAAUGUGGCUGUUGACUGAGCAAACGCAGUUUGCAUCCCUUCCAGCAGAAAGCCAGAGUAGAAUGUUCUGGUUCUGUGGUGCUGAUCUGGUGUGUGACCCAAGUCAGGAACUUCAAUCUGGGGAGGUGUGUUCGACUGUUGAGACAUGUUGGAGGAAGGAUCCUGUGGCAACAGGACAACACCGCCUUGUUCUCCUUAUAGCGAGAAGGUUCCGGGUUCAAGCCCCGGGGUAGUCCUACCUUGGUGGGUCGUCCUCUGUGUGGAGUUUGCAUGUUCUCACCGUGUCUGCGAGGGUUUCCUCCGGGGGCUCCGGUUUCCUCCCCCAGUCCAAAGACAUGUAGGUCAGGUGGAUCAGCCGUACUAACGUGUGUGUGCGUGGUGGCCUGUCCCUGGUGUCUCCCCGCCUGCCGCCCAGUGACUGCUGGGCUACGCUCCAGCGACCCUGAGAGCAGGAUCAGCGGUUCGGAUAAUGGCUGGACUUUGACCGCGAGCAAAAGAUGUCCUGGGGGGGGGGGGGUAGCAGGGAACUGGCGUAUGGUUUUCCUCAGUUGGUGUUUUGAAGUGUGUCUGGAAAUAAUUUUCCCAAAAAAACAAACCUGUAGAACUGAGAAAUAAGAUCGAAGAGGUGGACCCUCCAGUGACACACUUGGGUUUCUUCUGGAUUCUGAGGCUCACGUUUGGUUUCAGUUGAAAGUACUUCCGUUUAACUCCGCUUCAGUCUUCUGCUUUUUCUGAUCUCUCUUAGUUUACAUGAUUUUGUCAGUGCUUUUUUUUUUCUUGUCAGAUAGUUCAACUGUUUCAAGAAUCCACAUGUAUUUUACGUCGGUUUAUAUUUUGCCCAAAAUGUAAACCAAUAAACACAC